UUCGCGCCCAGCUGGAUAAGAUGGGAGAACCCAUCUCCGACAGCCGCUUCAAGGACAUCUGCGUACAUGGCUUCUCCGACGACUAUAAGGACGUCAAACUGAUGGUGUUCAGGGACCCGAACUUCAACGUCCUGGACAUGCAAUUCACCAUGCGCAACAUCGUUUUGGACGAACAAUCGCGCAAGGGAUGGAGGGGACGCAUAGCUGGUCGAGGAUUUGCCAUGGCAACGACCGCGUCUGACAUCAUCUGCCACAGCUGCUACGAGCCGGGGCACAUCGGGAGGAACUGCCCCAAGAUCAAGAACAGGGCGAGGAAGAAAACGAAGCCCGCCGGAGCUACCAAGUGGUGCUCCAAGCACAACACUACGUCUCAUUCGGACGAGGGAUGCUACCAACAAGGAGGAAAGCGCCCGGAAGACGCCAAGGACUCAAGUAAAGCAUUCACCGCGUGCUCCGACUGCACUAGCUGCUCGUCGGCGUCCAACAGGAAUGACUCAAACAAUGAUGUGGCAGUUGUCGACUUCACCCUGGACGAUAACGCCUUCGACAGCGGCUUCAUGAUCGCCACGUGUUCCCGCAUCUCAGGACGCAACUUCGCCGCGAACUCCACCGGGGAAGGACUGCUGGUAGACACGGGAGCAUCGGAGACCAUGUUUGACAAUCGCCUAAUCCCCGACGAAACCCUUCACGAUUACACCCAGCGAAACUCUACAAAGAUCGUCGACGUGGCCGGAGAGAGCCAACUCACAGCCCCGGCCAAGGGCAUCCUACACUGCACCGUCGAGGACAACCGAGGACAGCCACUGCGGGGGUGGAUUCAGGGACUCGUCGUUCCGGGGCUUGGUCGCAACAUUUUUUCGCCCAUCUCCCUCCUGAAAAAGGGAUUGCCUUGCGUCGUCGAAGAGAGCCCUCCGCACCUUACUAUUCAAGGCAAGGUGAUUCCACUCACACAAGAUCCGCGAGACCAAGGCAUGUGCACCGUCGACAUCACGUUCGAGCAGAACGCCCAGCCAUCUGGCACGAGAUCCCCCGUGCCCCACCAGAAGCAGUCACAGACCCACACGGCGAACGCGGUCUGCUUUACGCUUGUGAGCGCGGACAACUGGCACAAGGGGCUUGGACAUCUCAAUGCUCGGAGCCUGGACAUCCUCCGGAAGGACACGGGUACCGGGGAUGACUAUCGCGACAAUCUCUCCCCUUGCGGGGUCUGCCAGAUCGCGAAACACAAGCAGUCCUCCCAAUUGAAGCAAUCGACUCGCGAAUUAUGACGGCCUGGACAACUUGUGGUCAUCGACAACAUGGGGCCUGUCAAUUCACUUGCGAAAUAUACAGGAGGCUACUUCCCGUACGCGUGCAAGAUCACCGACGACUACACGAAAAUGAAAGAAGUAUACCUG
Ectocarpus sp. CCAP 1310/34 is the source of this 1397-nucleotide messenger RNA. The record is from the annotation of a GenBank genome assembly. NCBI's taxonomy places the organism in Eukaryota, Phaeophyceae, Ectocarpales, Ectocarpaceae.